AUGUAUAGCAUGGAUGCUGACAUGGCUCCUGUUCAUGAAAUGCUGGAGCUGACAAAAGAACUAUUUCCUCACGGCAACGCGGUCUUCUCAAUCGAUGAAGCACAUUCGAAUGGCCUGGUCGGCGAACAUGGAUCGGGCUAUAUUUGUUACUACGGUCUCGAGAAAAAAUUUCCCAUUCGACUGCACACGUGUGGAAAAGGUCUCGGGUCAAACGGCGCUGCCGUGCUUGCCAACUCCGCCAUCCGCUCAUACCUAAUCAACUAUGCGAAAAGCCUCAUCUUCUCUACCGCCCCCGCAUUUCCAUCGCUAGCGGCCGUAAAAGAAGGGACCCCGAUUAUCCCUCUCGUCACGGAGCCUGGACAAGCGGCCAGUCUUGCCCAGAGAUUACAGAGCGGGGAGUAUCAGGUGAACCCAGUGUUCUAUCCUAUCGUACCUUCAAGCAAGGAGCGGGUCCGGCUUGUGAUGCAUGCAGACAAUACAGCAGCUCAGAUUGACGAGGCGGUGGAUUUGAUCAUGGACUGGUCGAGGUCUCGUCUCAUGGCCCAGGUUGGAGAGUCAGAUCGUCUUGUGUCCAGCGAAGACCUGUACCAGAACACGGCUUUCUCUGACUGA
Molecule: messenger RNA, 612 nt
Organism: Penicillium maclennaniae
Lineage: Eukaryota; Fungi; Ascomycota; Eurotiomycetes; Eurotiales; Aspergillaceae
Exons: 3
Coding region: 1-612 (203 amino acids)
Biological process (GO): biosynthetic process
Molecular function (GO): pyridoxal phosphate binding
Source: RefSeq, a predicted model, not a curated record